GUCAAUUGUAAAUUAGCCUCAAAAAAACAUAUAAAACAGGGUACACAACAAUACAAGUCCAAUCACAUUUUCGUCUACAACAUUGUUUAGAACACAUACUACUCAUAUUACUCAUUCACUCAUAAUACAUUCCAUUGCUCAAUGGCUGAAGAAGUGCGCAGUGGACGGCUCGAUGUCGUGAUAUUUGGUGCCAGCGGAUUCACUGGCAAACACACCGUAUACGAGGCGAUCUCCGUGCUGGAAGGUCUGCGCUGGGGCAUCGCCGGGCGCAAUCGCGAGAAGCUGGAGGAGGUGCUUGACGAAAUGGGCAUCAAGGCCGGGCAGGACCUAUCGCAGAUACCCAUCAUCAUUGCCGAUGUUAGCGAUGACAAUUCAGUGCUGCGAAUGGCCAUGUCCGCUCGCAUCGUUGUCAAUACGGUGGGCCCGUUCCGGCUCUAUGGCGAGGCGGUGAUUCGUGGCUGCCUCGCGGGCGGUGCUCAUCUGGUAGACGUCAGCGGGGAGCCGCAGUACAUCGAGUCGAUGCAGCUGAAGUACCACGACUUUGCCAAACUCUGCGAUAUAUACGUGAUAAGUGCUUGUGGCUGUAAUUCCAUUCCAGCGGACAUGGGCGUCGUAUUCGCCGAGCAGCAUUUCGAUGGCACGAUCAAUUCGGUGGAGACAUUUUUCGUGCACGGCCUUAGGGGGUGCAAGGGCAACACGAAUGCCGGUAGAGCUGGCCUCAACUAUGGCACCUGGGUGAGCGCUGUGAACAGCUUGGCGCAUUCCGAUCAGCUGAAGGCUCUGCGGGAGCACAACUUCGUCGAGCCCCUGCCCCCGUUCUACCCAAUUAUGAGACCUCGUCCCUUAAUCUUCCGCUCACCGGAGACUAAUCAGGUGUGUCUACCAUAUAUAGGCGCGGAUCGUUCGGUGGUCAGGCGCUCGCAAGAAUAUUUCUACGACUAUCAAAGGAAACGACCCGUUCAAUUCUUCUCCUACAUUGGUUUCCCCUCCUGGCUAAUUGCCAUUGCCGUUGCCCUCUUUGGCAUUAUUUUCAUGAUCCUUACCAAGUUCAAGUUGGGCAGGAAGCUGCUACUCAAGUAUCCGGAAUUCUUCUCGGCCGGCUACGUAUCGCGCAAUGGACCAACCGAAGCUUACAUGGAGCGCAGCUAUUUCAAGCUGAUACUGAAAGCGACGGGCUGGCCCAGCGACUGCACCAAUCCGGACAACGAGCUGCCCUGCAAGACCCAAAUGUUUAGUGUCUCUGGCCCGAAUCCUGCCUAUGGCAGCACCUGUGUGGGCCUACUCGCUGCAGCGGUCACCCUACUCAGGCAAAGCCACAAAAUGCCUGGCACUGGUGGCGUACUGACACCUGCCAUGGCCUUCGCCAGGACAGACCUGAUCAGUGAGCUCGAGAAGCACGAACAUGGCAUGAAAUUUGAGAUUCUUCAUGACGAGAUCAAGUUUGAUUAAAAUUAUUGAAUAAUUCGGAAUGUUUGCAUUAGAAAAAACGGAAAAAUAUUUCCAGAAUUCAGAAUCAAUUACUUAAAAAAAAAAAAAGAAAGAAAAUAUUUCCAGCAUUGUAAGAAUUGCAUAGUCAAUUAAAAUUAAGCAUUUACUAAAAAGUA
Molecule: messenger RNA, 1604 nt
Organism: Drosophila mojavensis
Lineage: Eukaryota; Metazoa; Arthropoda; Insecta; Diptera; Drosophilidae
Product: saccharopine dehydrogenase-like oxidoreductase
Exons: 1
Coding region: 142-1449 (435 amino acids)
Biological process (GO): glycolipid biosynthetic process
Cellular component (GO): mitochondrion; plasma membrane; lipid droplet
Source: RefSeq, a predicted model, not a curated record